Molecule: messenger RNA, 1089 nt
Organism: Cladocopium goreaui
Lineage: Eukaryota; Dinophyceae; Suessiales; Symbiodiniaceae
Source: the annotation of a GenBank genome assembly
AUGGGCUACACCUAUGAGUUUCACUGGGUCCAUUCCACGGCCGGGCCCAUUGACGGGGUUUUGACGGGCGGCUUGGGUGGUGUCUUCAAUCGAUCCAUAAAUCCAACGGCCUUUGUGCGAGGACAGAUCUGUCGCAUCGUGAACUGGCCAGCUCAAGAAUACAAGAUGUUCAACACGACCUGGCGUGAACCAGCGCUUGCGGAUCAGGCCUGUCAAGAGGAGACUUGUCAGGAGGAGAGCUCGACUCUGAUGCAGCUCAAUCACCGAGAGAUGACGGGUGAUGAGCUCAAUGAGUUGAAUGAGGGUCUUCCAUGGUGGGUCAAGAAGAAGAUCAUUGACUCACGUCGAGAGAGUCACCCAGCUCCUCCUCCCCCCCCCCCGGCACCUCCACGCUAUCCUUGCUCCAUCGCAGAGCCGCAGUCGCCACGCAACGUGAGUAAAGAUUUCGUGGGAUUGUUGCCUCCGAAAGUGAAGCCUGUCGGUUUGUUCGAUGAGUUCCCCAAUCUGAUCCACGUGAACACGCACUUUCACUUGGGUGGUGAACACCAAAACGUGGAAGAUGGGGGCUAUUCCCUCAACUCUACCGAUGCCGUGCUUGGGGAUGUCGUUCCCAAUGACAUCCGCCCAGGAUAUUUUUGCGCUCCAGUGAACCAGGGACCAGAAAUGGGUGACAACUGGACCUUGGCUGAUUACAACUGGACAUCUUGCAAAAAUGUGAAGAUGGGCUACACCUAUGAGUUUCACUGGGUCCAUUCCACGGCCGGGCCCAUUGACGGGGUUUUGACGGGCGGCUUGGGUGGUGUCUUCAAUCGAUCCAUAAAUCCAACGGCCUUUGUGCGAGGACAGAUCUGUCGCAUCGUGAACUGGCCAGAACAAGAAUACAAAAUGUUCAACGAGACCUGGCGCGAACCAGUCAGAGACUCAAUUGUGUACAUUGGCUCCACCACCGGUACGUCCUACGACAAUUUACAAAUGUUCUCCAGCCGAAGUGUCAUGGCACGUGGAUCGAGAGUGCUGCAUUCUGUCGGCACAGAACAUGGACCGUAUGUGCGCAGACUUGUUGGAGUAUGGCCGAAACAUGGGUGGUGA